This is a messenger RNA of Sphaeramia orbicularis (orbiculate cardinalfish), 4545 nucleotides long. RefSeq names its product glucose-fructose oxidoreductase domain containing 1 (gene gfod1). The transcript is spliced from 3 exons. The coding region runs from base 463 to 1650 and encodes 395 amino acids. Gene Ontology annotation, molecular function: nucleotide binding. NCBI's taxonomy places the organism in Eukaryota, Metazoa, Chordata, Actinopteri, Kurtiformes, Apogonidae. The record is from RefSeq and is a predicted model, not a curated record.
GUUCAGGUCUGAGCCGCAACAUCAGCCCAGCCUGGAGCAGAAUAUCGCCGCCGCUGCUACUGGAUCCGCCGGGGAGCGGGCACCCGGUCAGCCCGCCGUCAUAUUCAUUCAAAUUUAUGCUGUGUUUUUAAUCCGAUCCCGGUCCCGGUGUGGGGGAUGGACCCAGACCAGAGUCCCAGGAGGGGGGGGACAUACCGCAGUCCGUGCGCGGUGACGAGGUGAAGACCGAAAUGGUGCGUUUGUAAUUCUCACUUCGGCUUGAGGAAGCUCGGAUCGGUAUCUGUUUUCGAACCAUCCUCCUGGUGUGAGUGCCAGUGCGACGGGGGAAUGCAUCCGAGCGGGUGUUUUGCAGCAGGUGGAUGGCUAACCUGGCGGACUCAGCAGUCCAGGCUCCAUCCCUGAAAACGAACCCAGAAACGACACCACACAGGACCGCGUCAGACAUAGACAAAAAGCCAAGCCAUGCUUCCCGGGGUCGGCGUGUUCGGUACCAGCCUGACUGCCAGGGUGAUCAUCCCGCUGCUCAAGAACGAGGGCUUUGCCGUCAAAGCGCUGUGGGGCCGGACGCAGGAGGAGGCGGAAGAGCUGGCCAAGGAGAUGAAUGUCCCCUUCUACACCAACCGGAUCGACGACGUGCUGCUGCAUCAGGAUGUGGAUCUUGUCUGCAUCAACCUGCCUCCGCCUCUGACGCGGCAGAUCGCAGUGAAAACAUUGGGUAUUGGAAAGAACGUCAUCUGUGACCGGACUGCCACACCUUUGGAUGCCUUCCGGAUGAUGUCAGCGGCCCAGUACUAUCCCAAGUUGCUGAGCAUCAUGGGGAAUGUGCUACGUUUCUUGCCUGCCUUUGUUCGAAUGAAGGAGCUGUUAGAAGAAGGCUAUGUUGGGGAGCUUCUGGUCUGUGAGGCUCAGGUCCACAGUGGCAGUCUACUGGGAAAGAAGUAUAACUGGAGUUGUGAUGACCUGAUGGGAGGUGGUGGCCUGCACUCGGUGGGCAGUUACAUCAUUGACCUGCUUACAUUUCUGACCGGCCAACGCGCAGCAAAGGUCCACGGUUUCCUAAAGACUUUCGUCAAACAGACGGACCACAUCCGGGGCAUCCGUCAGAUUACCAGUGACGACUUUUGCACUUUCCAAAUGGUACUGGAGGGAGGCGCCUGUUGCACUGUAACUCUCAACUUCAAUGUCCCUGGGGAGUUUCGGCAAGAGGUGAUUGUUGUUGGGACAGUUGGAAGGCUAACUGUAACAGGGACAGACCUAUAUGGACAGAAAAACAGCGGGGGUGGAGGAAGUGGUGGCGGGCCUGAACUCCUACUUAAGGAUACAACACCUCUAGAGAAGGCCUCCUUACCAGAGAAAGCCUUUAGUGAUAUUCCAUCUCCAUAUCUCACUGGAACAAUCUGCAUGAUCCAGGCUGUGCGGCAAGCCUUCCAGGACCAGGAGGAUCGGCGGACGUGGGAUGGCAGGCCUCUGACAAUGGCUGCUACUUUUGAAGACUGUCUUUAUGCUCUGUGUGUGGUGGAUACCAUCAAAAAAUCAAACCAGUGUGGUGAGUGGCAGAACAUUGUAGUGAUGACAGAAGAACCAGAGGUCAGUCCGGCUUACCUGAUUAGUGAAGCCAUGCGCCGUAGUCGGAUGUCACUUUAUUGUUAGCAAUCUGCAGGCUCUUGUAAAAAGUGACAGCAGAAGGGCCUUGGUAUUGUUGAAACGUUUUCAUCGCUACCUUUUUUAGUUGUCCCUGUCAUUACCAUUUUGUUUUUUAAGAAAUCUGUAUUGUUCCUGUUAUGGACAAGGAUCUUUUGUCACUAUGAUGCUGAGAGUAAUGGUUAUGCUGAAAUCCUGCCCUAACAGUAGAGGAAAAGCAAUGAGAGUAAUAAUUAACCCUUUAUUUACAAAGAGGCCUGUCCUGAUCUGUUACUACAUUUUUUAUUUAACAAGCAGAUUCUAUUGAUUUGAACAGGAUUUUCUUCUCCACCCUUUUAGCUGCUUGACCAUAAGGGUAUUGCACCUGCUAUCUCUGCUUCUCCUCUACAUGACUAGGUCUGGAGGACAACACCAUAUCUACACUGUGGGUCCGUAUGAGGACAGCCAAGGAAGAACGACAGUCCUCUCAGUUCAAACUGUGCAACUGUGUUGUGGCUAUAAUCUCACGUACUUGCUAGUUUUACAAAGUAACUGUUAAAAAAAAUCUGUGUGCUUGAUAGUUUCAAUGUCUGUCUGCUUUGUAUGUGUGUAAAAAGAAUCAAUAGUUUGGCUGGUGGGUUUGUCAGAUGGCUUUACCCAUGGGUUCAUGUAUGCAAUAAAUCCAGAGUGCAGCCAGCUGUAGGAAUUUCUACAGUCCAGUCUGUAGUGAAGGCUGAGUGUGUUGCCAGCUAUUUGAGUUUAGAAGUGUUUUGGGAUGCCUUUAUGGAGUUACAAUCCAGCUACAGCUGUGCAUUAGAUUAUUCCAGGAGACUUGUAUGAGAAUCCAUCUGUCAGUGCUUUCACUAACUUACCCAUCAGUGUCACUCAGCUGGAUCCUCACUGAUUCCUACAAAAUGUAGAAAACUGCAAUAGUCCCUAUUUAUAUAUGAACAAUCCAUCAAACGACGUAUAUAUUAAAGAUGUCACUCAAAGUGGCAAACCAACUGAGAGGAAUCAUCCCAUAUCUGUAGUUCUCUAAUUUCAGCUUUGUUUUGAUUUCAUGGUCCUUAAACAUUCAUUGUGUAAGAUUUAGGAGGAUAUUAUUGCAGAAUCAGAAUAUAAUAAUUCAUAAUGUAUGUAUUUAAUAGUGUAUAAUCACAAAAAAAUAGCAAUAAAGAAAAAAUAUUGUGUUUUUGGUACACUAGAGUUUGGUACUCUGGAGAAUUUGUCUUCUUCCUCUCCUUUUUUAUCUUUUAUAGCAUGGUGGUAUGAAGUGCUAAAGUAAUUUACUGUCACCAUAUACUUGAGUGUAACCAGUCACUAACCUGUUAACCAAAAACUAACACACUUUUAGCAGCCACCAUAGGGGAGGGUGAGGCCAACUUUACCACUAGAUUCCACCACAGAUCACUCACUGAGCCUACCUUUAACAAUGUGUUUUGUUUUGUUUUUUUUUCCAUUUUGCCCCCCCCCCCCCCCCCAAAAAAAAAAAACAUAGCAGUUAGUAAAAUGCAAUACAAGUCACUAUAAGGUUGUCUUUUAAAGAUGGGGUAAGAAAUAUCUGAAAACACUGCUGAUACUUGAACUCACCCACCAAACAAAUACACCUUUUCCAUCAGUGCUUCUUCAAGAGCUUCAUUCUUAUGAAUAGCCUUUGAUUGGCCAAAUAAGUGAUGGAUUAUUGUGGAACAUGUCCAUAGCAAGGGCUGUAUAUAAACAUUGGGUUUCUUUUAUUGCGUUGGAAACUAGCGAACCAUGUGGACAAUUUUGCUGAAUUUGACACAAGGUACGUUGGCCUAAAAUUGCUUACUCCAUCUUUAAUUAGAUUUGUUGACAUGAAGAGAAUAUCAUCAUGUUUGUCUUGUGAAGCAUGAUGUACAUGCAGUAUGAAGGCAGAUGUCCUUACAAAGAACAAAAUCAGUGAGUCAACAUAAGCGAAGCCAAAUUGUUAUGUGUUAUUCCAUUUUGUGGGGAUAUUAACAAACAAUAUUAACUUCUUAUGCACUGACAAGAAGUUUAUUACAUAAAAUCGUAUUGCAGUCAGACAGUGGUGGAUGUUUCAUUCUGAAUUCUAAUAACUGAAAGUGAAUUAAUCUGUCACAUUAUGACUACUGGAACAUGCUAUCCCAAAGGAUUUGCAAAUGCAGUUAAAGCACAGCUUUACUAUCAGUCAUUACUAUCAUAUAGGGGAAAGAACAACACUGACCUACAAGCCAAAACAUUGAUUUUUUUUAAGCGUCUCUGCUCCGCUGUUGGUUUUCAAGUUCUUAAUCUGUGCUGAAAUACUAUCUAUGUAACAACUACUGAAAAUGUACAUAUGGAAAUAUUAUAAAACAAUAUGUGUAUGUCUAAAGAAAUAAGUACUGUAUGUAUUUUAUUUGGAAAAACCAAGGAACUGGAACAUGUUUAAGAGAAUACAUUACUGUGUGUUUGGGAAUUUAUUUGUUUUGUGGACUGACAUGCAGUGUCAUAUUGGAGAUUAAUAGCAGAUUGAGGCCUUUGAGCAUUAAGCUUCUUAGUUCCCCUUCUAUUAAAUAUUGACCAAAAUUGUCCUCUCUGAUAUGAAAAGCUUUAUGUCUGCAAUUAGGAUGCAUUGCAAAUCAUCACACACACAAAUAAAAAGUUAUGAUUUCUACCAUAAACUCCAGCAUGAAUACUCUAACUGUUGUAAUUGUUGACAGCCUGUGGUAUCAAACUGACUCGUCUGACCCUUGUGUUGCACCAUGUUGAAAUAAAGGUUCAAUAGAAGAUUGAUGCAUGCUCGCUCACAUGACAUUUGUGUUGGAGUUGAGGACUUUGGCUCCAAAAUUAAGCCAACAUAUAAGUGUCUUAAAGCCACUAAAGCUAAAGCUGGUUCCUACAAGACCUGGCUCUCAUUGAAGUUCUUUCUAAAAAAUACUAUGUCAAUAAAUUUCUUUCAGGAGU